Messenger RNA from Artibeus jamaicensis (Jamaican fruit-eating bat), 3789 nucleotides. RefSeq names its product chromosome alignment maintaining phosphoprotein 1 (gene CHAMP1). The coding region runs from base 335 to 2803 and encodes 822 amino acids. Gene Ontology annotation, biological process: protein localization to microtubule; protein localization to kinetochore; sister chromatid biorientation. Gene Ontology annotation, cellular component: spindle; nucleoplasm. The record is from RefSeq and is a predicted model, not a curated record. Lineage: Eukaryota; Metazoa; Chordata; Mammalia; Chiroptera; Phyllostomidae. The transcript is spliced from 4 exons.
UCCGCGACUGCGCCUCGCCGCCAUUCGGAAGGCUCUCGCUCUGCAGGGCCUUGCUGUGCAGCUCUAGACCGCAAGCCCGGCCUCCCACCGACGUUCGCGCACUGGGACGCCGCCGCCUUGCAGCGAUGCAGUCCUAGAUGCAGUUUUCUCCGAUGCUAGGAUGCACAGGUUCAUCUUUGUCCUUCAUGUACUCCAGGCUAUUUUCAGUGGUUUAGUCAAAAAGCCAUGUGAACUUGCUGCCCUUUGAAGACUACUUUUAAGACUUCUAAUAAGACAGCUGCCCCGUUGAAACUUUUUAAAGAAUAUAAUUGUGUGUGUUACAACAGAAAGAAAAAUGGAAGUAUUUCAGGAACUUCGUAAAGCACCAGUGCGUCUGGAGUGUGACCACUGCAGUUUCCGAGGCACGGACUAUGAGAACGUACAGAUCCACAUGGGCACCAUCCACCCAGAGUUCUGCGAUGAAAUGGAUGCUGGUGGAUUAGGUAAAAUGAUAUUUUACCAGAAAAGUGCAAAGCUAUUUCAUUGCCAUAAAUGCUUCUUCACCAGCAAGAUGUACUCUAAUGUAUACUAUCAUAUCACAUCCAAACAUGCAGCCCCAGAGAAAUGGAGUGAGAAACCAAAAAAUCAGUCAAACAAAGAACCAGAUUCUGUGAAAAGCCCUCCUCUUCCCGAACACCAGAAAACGCCCUCCAGUUCCACAGAACUCCAGAAACCCGCGCCUGCCCCUUCCAUCGAAACCCCGACACUCGGGCCAGCUCUGUCCCCAGAGUCACCCAAACCCACUCUCACUCCCCCGGAGACUCAGAAGCCUGGCCCUGUUGUUUCUCCUGAGCCACAGACUCCUCCUCUUCCUUCUCCCGAGCCACUAAAAACUACCCCUGUUUCUUCCCCUGAACUUCCAAAACCAGUCCCUGUUGUUUCUGAGUCUCAGAAACCAGCCUCCGUUCCUUCUCCAGAACCACAGAAACUUGCUCCUGUGUCUCCUGAGCCAGUAAAGACUACUCUUAUUAAUCCCAAACCUCAGAAACACUCCCACUUCCCAGAAGCAUUGGGGACCCCUUCAUCCUCCUCUCCAGAGUCACCAGUUCUAGCUGCUUCCCCUGAACCCUGGGGGCCAUCCCCAACUGCGUCUCCGGAGCCUCGGAAGCCGGCCCGGACAGUCUCCCCAGAGCCAAGGAAGCCAUCCCCGUCACAGUCUCCUGAACCUUGGAAGCCAUUCCCUGCUGUCUCUCCAGAGCCUAGGAGACCAGCCCCAGCUGUGUCACCAGGUUCUUGGAAGCCAGGGCCACCUGGGUCCCCCAGGUCUUGGAAAUCUAGUCCUUCGGCAUCAGGACCCUGGAAGCCAGCUAAACCUGCUCCAUCUGUGUCUCCUGGACCUUGGAAACCAAUUCCUUCCAUAUCACCUGGACCUUGGAAACCAACUCCAUCUGUGUCCCCAGCAUCCUGGAAGUCUUCAUCAGUCUCAGCUGGAUCCUGGAAAACUCCUCCCGCAUCUCCUGAGUCAUGGAAGUCGGGUCCACCGGAACUUCGAAAGACAGCUCCUACCUUGUCACCUGAACAUUGGAAGGCAGUCCCCCCACUGUCUCCUGAGCUCCGUAAAGCAGGACCUCCCUUGUCUCCUGAGCUUCGCAAACCAGGUCCACCAUUGUCCCCAGACAUUUGUAGUCCAGCGGGAUCUCCAGAACUCAGAAAACCCUCAGGGUCUCCAGAGCUUUGGAAGCUUUCUCCUGAUCAGCGAAAGACUCCUCCUGCUUCACUUGAUUUUCCUGAGUUCCAGAAAAGUUCCCGUGGUGGUUCCCCUGAUCUCUGGAAAUCUUCCUUCUUUAUUGAACCUCAGAAAUCUGUCUUCCCUGAGACCCGGAAACCUUCUGGGCCACCUGAGUCCCCUAAAGCAGCCUCUGAUAUCUGGAAGCCUGUUCUCUCUAUUGACAGUGAGCCUAGAAAGCCUGCCCUAUUUUCUGAGCCUAUCAAAUCAGCCCCUCCUCCUUCUCCCGAACCACGAAAACGAGCUCUUUUCCCAGAGGCACGGAAACAUUCCCUUUUUUCUGAACUUGCCAAACCUGCUAUGUUCUCAGAAUCUCAAAAGGCAGUUGAACUAGGUGAUGAACUACAGACAGAUGCCAUAGAUGAUCAAAAGUGUGAUAUUUUAGUUCAGGAAGAACUACUGGCUACACCUAAGAAACUCUUAGAAGACACUUUAUUUCCUGCCUCAAAGAAGCUCAAGAAAGACAGCCAAGAGAACUCUGAUGCUGAGCUUAGUAGUAGUGAGUAUAUAAAAACAGAUUUGGAAGCCAUGGAUAGUAAGGGCCAAGAAUCAAGCAGUGAUCAAGAGCAGGUUGAUGUGGAAUCUAUUGAUUUCGGUAAAGAGAACAAAAUGGACAUGACUAGUGCAGAGCAGUCCAAAAAUGUACUCCAGUUUACUGAAGAAAAAGAGGCUUUUAUCUCAGAGGAAGAGAUUGCAAAAUAUAUGAAGCGUGGAAAAGGAAAAUAUUACUGCAAAAUUUGUUGCUGCCGUGCUAUGAAGAAAGGUGCUGUUUUGCAUCAUUUGGUCAAUAAGCAUAAUGUCCACAGCCCUUACAAAUGCACAAUCUGUGGGAAGGCUUUUCUCUUGGAAUCUCUCCUUAAAAAUCAUGUAGCAGCCCAUGGGCAAAGUCUCCUGAAAUGUCCACGUUGUAAUUUUGAAUCGAAUUUCCCAAGAGGCUUUAAGAAACACUUAACUCAUUGUCAAAGCCGACAUAAUGAAGAGGCAAACAAAAAGCUAAUGGAAGCUCUUGAGCCACCACUGGAGGAGCAACAGAUUUGAUUUCUAAAAACUGUGGAUGUAUGCUCUACAAAGUUUUUUGUUGAAAGUGUAGUUAAAUAGCUUAGUUGGAUCGGUAGAUGUUGACUUGUGUGGUGUACUGUGUUUAAUUGUCUCAGUAGUGUUACACAGAAUAGGCAUUUGGUUAUUUUUUCAUGGUCUCUGUUUAUGUUGCUGUCUUACAAGGCAGUUCAGACUGUAUAUUCCAGAUGGAUAAAGUAUCUAAUUUCUUUUAAGUACCUGUGAAUAAUAUGAAAUGUAGGCGUUCAUUUAACAAGUGCGAGUGAUACUCAAUUUAAAAUACCUAGUUAAAGUGUCUUUUUUGUGAAACUAAUUUCAGACAAUGGAAAUUGGUUGGAAUGCAUAAGAAUUAGGCAUGAAAAUUUUGAGAAAUAUUCUUUUUUUAAAGUAUUUUCAGAUCAUAAAAGUUAUUUUGAAGUUUCUAUUUGAUCAUUUUUAUAAAUCUUGAACAGUUUCUAGAUGUUUAUUAACUUUUAUGUCAUGGAAAAUUGGAGUCUCAGGGUUGCUGAUUUUCUGCUAAAGGGGGGAAAUUGAGUAAGUAUAAAAAGUAGUUUGCAUCCUUCUCCUGUAGGAAACUGAGAAAGGUGAGUAUUUUUUUUAGGCUUUGUCCUUAGUUGUUUGUGUUGGAGUCUUCCAUUCUGUACCUUAUCCCAGGAUCCGGCCCCUCACUUCCCUGUGGGCUCACACCAAUAGACGGUCCUUCAUUGCCAGAUGUUUGAGAUGUGCCUCCUGCUCCUGGGCCUUGUAUGUCACCCACUGGGGCUUCACACUGAGGUAAUAAGGAGGAACUGAGAGUCUUCCAGGUCGACCAUAGAAUAUUUUAUAAGCAGACAUUUCUGUUGGAGAAUGUGUCCAUUUUUUUUUAAAGUUGUUACUGUAAAUACCUUGAGCCCAUUCAUGGAUUAUUUUACGCUAAAAUAUUUUGUCAAAUGUGUAUCAUCCAAAUUAAAAGGCUUUUGUGUCACCAA